AUGGAAUCAGAUAUUGUUGUGGAAGGCUUUCAAAAGAGUGAAGAAAUACAUCAACUUCGCUAUCUUCACUCUAUGUUUGCAAAAUUGAAAGAGAAAGUGUCAUAUGGGAAUAUAAUAAAAAAAAUUGAAUGCAAGAAUCAUGUUAUCAAAAACUAUACUAGUGCACUUUACAAGGUUUGCAAACGCCGUAUCACCACCCCAUGUCACAAUAAUGUAAAGGAUAUUCUGGAUAAAAAGAAUAUUUGCAUAAAAGACAUGUUAUAUGGGCAACAAUAUGAAAAUGUAGCAAAAACUUUGAGAACAUUAGUUGAUAACCUGUCGAAGCAUCUCAGAACCUUAAACAAGUUGUCGGUUAACACAGAAAACUGGGAUGUUACAUUGAUUUUCCUCUUGAGCUCUAAACUUGAUAAAUUCUUACACCGUAAAUGGGAAGAAAAAACCAACUCACGAGAAUUGCCUAAUUUACAGGAUUUCAAGUCCUUUCUGUGCGCUCAGGCUGACCUGCUGGAGUCCCUGGGUUCUGACAGGCCGGAUGAGCAACCGGAAGCGAAUGGAACAAGGAAGGCCUUGGUGAUCGCGUCCUCCCCGGGUCAUGGUACAUCUCCAAAACCAUCCCCUAAACCUAAGGCUCACGCUGUUCCAGCAGCUACAGCAGCUUCAACAGGACUUCUGGCGAAGAUGGUCUCGCGACUACAUCGGGAUCCUACAACAACGUACCAAGUGGCGGAGCUCGAAGGGCCCAGCUCUCUCCGUGGGCACGAUGGUGGUGGUGAAGGAUGA
Parnassius apollo (apollo) is the source of this 780-nucleotide messenger RNA. NCBI's taxonomy places the organism in Eukaryota, Metazoa, Arthropoda, Insecta, Lepidoptera, Papilionidae. The record is from the annotation of a GenBank genome assembly.